AUGCAUCAGGGUGGCGGAAAUACCUUGGAGUUGGUUGAAGUCGACCCAUUCACACAAGCCUUCUACGAGAUUGACACUGACAGUGACGGCAUCAUAACCAGAGCGGAUUUGGAGGACUUUGUACAAAAGAACGACAUUGAGGAUGACACACUCGUGCGAUCAUGGGUCAAGCUGUUUGAGCCUUCUGAAGGUGGCUUUAUAACUAUGAAGUUAUAUCGGGAAAAACUUGGUCUGCUAGAAGAUGACAACUCUGAAAUGCAGAACUACUCGGGGCUGAAGAAUCCCAAAAUUCGAGUCAUCUCGGCCAGCAUGCCAACUGAACGUCAAUCGGAGAUCAUAGGACAGAUUUGCCACUUUGCCUCUAGUGGCAGCGGUAGCAGCAGCAGUAGCGACUCAAAGUUUAAUGAGGCACAAAUGGUGGCUGAUUUAAAGCGAUGGUUAGAUUCGCGGUAUGGACGGGCCUGGCAUGUUCUUCUCAUACGUGGUGCCUACUGGAUGCACUAUUCACAUGAGAUCGACUGCUCCCUUCAAUUCCAACUUGGAUCAUAUGUGUACCUCCUGUGGCGUACACCUGCUGGUUAG
Messenger RNA from Echinococcus granulosus, 582 nucleotides. RefSeq names its product Tegument antigen. Gene Ontology annotation, biological process: microtubule-based process. The record is from RefSeq and is a predicted model, not a curated record. NCBI's taxonomy places the organism in Eukaryota, Metazoa, Platyhelminthes, Cestoda, Cyclophyllidea, Taeniidae. The transcript has 3 exons. Gene Ontology annotation, cellular component: dynein complex. Gene Ontology annotation, molecular function: calcium ion binding. The coding region runs from base 1 to 582 and encodes 193 amino acids.